AUGACAGAGGCAAUCGUCGAUUCCAUUCUGUUCCGCAUGAGGGAUGCAAAGAUCAGCAUGUUAGCGAAUGAAGCAGGCAAAAUCUUCUUGUUGGCGAGUAUUCAGUACGAUAAUCAGGUCCGGACGAAUACAAACGAAAACAAUGUUCACACAGGCAAAUGCGUAGACACAGAAAAUGGAAAAGACGGUAACAAGGACAAUGAACCAGCCUUCGAAUUAUGUGGCGUAGCGUGGUCAGCGUUAAGGGGUUUAAACGAUAGUCUAAAACAAUUUCAAGCUUGCAUACCUAGAGAAAGUGACACGAGUGACGUGGUAGAUGCCGCACAGCAGGGAGGGCGGGGCAAUGUAAGAGGUGGUAAUCUCAGAAUAAGUAAGAGUGCUACAAGGCGGAGGACGACGACGACGAUCAGCAACGACCGUGUUUGGGGGUAUUCGGUGGUAUAUGACAUGCUCACUCGUGUCAUCCUCGCAGAGGAGAUGGCGGAAAGGAAAUUAGCCACGGCUGAUUAUUACCGGCUUUUGAGCAAUGAGGAGAGAGGAGCAAUCCAUUCAGAUUAUCUCUCGGGAAAGGGGUGGCGGGAGUAUGAGUACGAUCCCCCGCUAAUUGAGAGGCUCACAAUGGUCAUUGUGAUUGAUGGUAUGAUGAGCGCUAAAGAAGCUUUGAAUCGGUCCGGCAUCACCCCUAGGGGAUGGAAGUAUUACGAGAUGACUUACCCACCUCCUAGAAGUGCGAUCUCCUACUCUACUCAAUUCAAGAAAAACAUGCCAAAGACACAAUCAUGUCCCGCUCCAACCAUCAUGCCCUGA
Messenger RNA from Tremella mesenterica DSM 1558, 807 nucleotides. RefSeq lists its product as uncharacterized. The coding region runs from base 1 to 807 and encodes 268 amino acids. NCBI's taxonomy places the organism in Eukaryota, Fungi, Basidiomycota, Tremellomycetes, Tremellales, Tremellaceae. The record is from RefSeq and is a predicted model, not a curated record. The transcript has a single exon.